GGUGGAUGUGGGAAGAAAAGUUUGCAGAAGUGAAAUGGAGGUCAGAGCUUCAUUACAGAAGGUUAGUGGGUCAUCGGAUUCUGUGACUACACUAAACAGUGAAGAAUUUGUUUUGGUUCCUCAGCAUGCAGAUGAUACUACUUCAAAAUAUGAUGAAAAGCCUCAACUAAAGAUAGUUUCUAAUGGUGAUGAACAAUUGGAAAAAGCGAUGGAGGAGAUAUUGAGAGAUUCUGAAAAAGGGCAAAGCAGUCCUCUUGCUGAUUAUCAAAGUUCGAGUGAGAUUUCAGACUAUUCGUUUGGAGAUGUUUCAGCCAGUCAUGCCAAUCAGCCAUCUCUUCAAUUAAUUUUGAAUCCAUCAAAUACAGAAAUUUCUACACCCAGACCAUCUUCUCCAAGUGGACUGCCUGAAGAAGAUAGUGUUUUAUUUAACAAACUCACCUACUUAGGCUGUAUGAAAGUUUCUUCUCCACGGAAUGAAGUGGAGGCUUUACAUGCAAUGGCAACUAUGAAAUCUUUCAGUCAGUAUCCUUCUCUUGUUACUCUGUAUGUGCCAAAUGUUCCAGAAGGCUCUGUGAGAAUUAUAGACCAAUCUAGAAAUAAGGAGAUAGCAUCUUUUCCAAUCUAUAAGGUGGUAUUCUGUGCACGCGGACAUGACGGGACACCUGAAAGCAAUUGCUUUUCAUUUACAGAGAGUUCACAUGGGUCAGAAGAAUUUCAGAUACAUGUUUUCUCCUGUGAAAUUAGAGAGGCAGUAAGCAGAAUUUUAUAUAGUUUCUCUACAGCAUUCAAACGUUCUUCAAGACAAGUAUCUGAUGUUAAAGAUUCAGUAAUUCCUACCCCUGACAGUGAUGUGUUCACCUUUAGUGUCUCCUUGGAGGUCAAAGAAGAUGAUGGAAAAGGGAACUUUAGUCCAGUGCCUAAGGAUAGAGAUAAAUUUUAUUUCAAAUUAAAACAAGGAAUAGAAAAGAAGGUUGUGAUUACAGUGCAACAACUUUCCAACAAAGAAUUAGCUAUUGAAAGAUGUUUCGGAAUGUUGUUAAGCCCAGGGCGGAAUGUGAAGAAUAGUGACAUGCAUUUACUGGAUAUGGAAUCUAUGGGCAAGAGCUAUGAUGGGAGAGCUUAUGUUAUCACUGGCAUGUGGAAUCCUAAUGUACCAAUAUUUCUGGCACUUAAUGAAGAAACCCCAAAAGAUAAACGAGUGUACAUGACGGUGGCAGUGGAUAUGGUCAUUACAGAGGUGGUUGAGCCUGUCCGCUUUCUCCUCGAGACAGUAGUUCGAGUAUACCCUGCAAAUGAGCGAUUUUGGUAUUUCAGCCGAAAGACUUUCACGGAGACUUUCUACAUGAGGUUGAAACAGUCUGAGGGAAAAGGCCACACCAGUGCUGGAGAUGCCAUCUAUGAGGUGGUGAGUCUCCAGCGGGAGUCUGAGAAGGAGGAGCCUGUCACUCCUACUAGUGGAGGGGGUCCAUUGUCACCCCAGGAGGAUGAAGUAGAAGAGGAAAGUGAUAAUGAACUCUCCAGUGGAACAGGUGAUGUGUCUAAAGAUUGUCCUGAGAAGAUCCUGUAUUCUUGGGGAGAAUUGCUAGGAAGAUGGCACAGUAAUCUGGGUGCACGGCCAAAAGGUCUCUCAACUCUGGUGAAGAGUGGGGUCCCUGAAGCAUUGCGGGCAGAAGUGUGGCAGUUAUUAGCGGGUUGCCAUGACAACCAGGCAAUGCUAGAUCGAUACCGACUUCUCAUCACAAAGGACUCAGUUCAGGAGAGUGUUAUUACUAGAGAUAUUCACCGUACGUUUCCUGCACACGAUUACUUUAAAGAUACUGGAGGAGAUGGCCAGGAGUCACUCUACAAGAUAUGCAAGGCAUACUCUGUCUAUGAUGAAGACAUUGGCUACUGCCAAGGACAGUCUUUUCUUGCUGCUGUGUUGCUGCUGCAUAUGCCAGAGGAACAAGCAUUCUGUGUUCUGGUGAAAAUCAUGUACGAUUAUGGUUUACGAGACCUCUACAAAAACAACUUUGAAGAUCUUCACUGCAAAUUUUAUCAGCUGGAGAGACUAAUGCAGGAGCAGCUACCGGACCUGCACAGCCACUUUUGUGAGCUGAACCUGGAAGCUCAUAUGUAUGCAUCCCAGUGGUUCCUCACUCUUUUUACUGCCAAGUUCCCCCUCUGUAUGGUCUUCCACAUCAUCGACCUACUGCUGUGUGAGGGUCUGAACAUAAUCUUUCAUGUUGCCUUGGCUCUCCUAAAGACCUCAAAGGAAGACCUUCUGCAGGCUGAUUUUGAAGGCGCUUUAAAAUUCUUCAGAGUUCAGCUUCCAAAGAGAUACAGGGCAGAGGAAAAUGCGAGAAGACUGAUGGAGCAGGCUUGCAAUAUUAAGGUACCAACCAAGAAGCUGAAGAAAUAUGAGAAAGAAUAUCAGACCAUGCGGGAGAGCCAGCUGCAGCAGGAAGACCCCAUGGAUAGAUACAAGAGGGAGAACCGGCGCCUGCAGGAGGCCAGCAUGAGGCUGGAGCAGGAGAAUGACGACCUCGCCCAUGAACUGGUCACCAGCAAAAUCGCUCUGCGGAAUGACCUAGAUCAGGCAGAGGACAAGGCAGAUGUGCUGAAUAAGGAGCUGCUCCUCACCAAGCAGCGGCUGGUGGAGACAGAGGAGGAGAAACGGAAGCAGGAAGAGGAGACAGCUCAGUUGAAGGAAGUCUUCAGGAAACAGCUGGAGAAGGCAGAAUAUGAGAUAAAGAAGACCACAGCCAUCAUUGCUGAGUAUAAGCAGAUCUGUUCCCAGUUGAGUACCAGACUGGAAAAGCAGCAAGCAGCCAACAAGGAAGAAUUGGAAGUGGUCAAGGGUAAAAUGAUGGCAUGUAAACACUGCAGUGACAUUUUCAGCAAAGAGGGUGCUUUGAAACCUGCUGCUGGAAGCAGGGAGGACCAGGGAAUGGAGUCAGACGAUGAGAAGGACUCACUUAAGAAGCAGCUGAGGGAGAUGGAGCUGGAAUUGGCACAAACCAAACUGCAGCUUGUGGAAGCCAAGUGUAAAAUCCAGGAACUUGAACACCAGAGAGGAGCUCUUAUGAAUGAAAUCCAAGCUGCAAAGAACUCUUGGUUUAGCAAAACCCUGAACUCUAUCAAAACAGCAACGGGCACUCAGCCACUGCCCCCGCUGCCGCAGGCCAGCCAGCCUCCCAAAGAAAGCACAUAGAACCAGCACAAGAGCACACCAAUCAAAGCGACAGAAACCCUCGAGGCCUCUCCCAGGCCCCUCUGAAAGGAAGUGAAGGAGGCCAAAAGCCAGCCAGCACCUUUCAGUAGCUCCCUUGCACCCAUGGUCCUUCUUGGGGCCAUGUGCACAGCACCCUGAUUUCUAUUGCAUACAUGUUCACAUGUGUUCAUAUGCCUACGUGGACGGCCAUGUUCAGAGCCAUCAGUGUUGCACAUCUUUUAUCUGCCUGAAGUUUUGUUGGAAAUAAGUAAUUCAGAACUAAAUACCUUUUACUUAGACUUACUCAUAAUUAUUUUUAUCGUGCAUAAGAAUGGAGAUGUCUUUCACUCCAAUGUUAAAAGUGAUAGGAAAAUAUCACAGCCAAAAGCAAAGAAAUCCACGUAAACAAGAGAUUAAAAUCUAAUCCUCUUGGUUUUUCAGGAUUUACUGGGAUAAAGCA
This is a messenger RNA of Suncus etruscus (white-toothed pygmy shrew), 3653 nucleotides long. It is a transcript of the gene RABGAP1L, whose product is annotated as RAB GTPase activating protein 1 like. The record is from RefSeq and is a predicted model, not a curated record. The transcript has 25 exons. The coding region runs from base 35 to 3193 and encodes 1052 amino acids. Lineage: Eukaryota; Metazoa; Chordata; Mammalia; Eulipotyphla; Soricidae.